AUGUUCCAUUCAGCCGAGACGUCGUCCUACUACAAUUGGAAAAAGAAGAAGAAAAUUGGGUUCGGCGAUUCGACUUUAUUGACGUCCUGGCUUCACAAAUUAUUGGUCAUGUCAUUCGUUGGCCUUUUGUGUUGCGCCAGUUUGGCCAAAGCGGAGAAAAACAAGCAUUAUCACGUGGCUUCGCUUUGCAAGAGCCAUUUUCUGCAGCAACUCUAUCGCAAGAUCGAUGGCGCCGUUUUGAGGUCUCAAAACGAGCACAAUUUGGAUUGCCUCAUCACAUUCCAGACGGAGACGGUCCUGCAACGUUUCAUGCUGCGUUUCGAUCAACUUCAACUCGACUGUAACGAUCACUUGUUCAUUUACGACGGAGCUCACGCCACAGGAGUUUACAAGGCUGACCUUUCGUGUCGACACACGCGACAAAGCGUAGGCACCAUCACUACACGAACCAACUUUGUCACGCUCAAAUACGUCACAGACGCUUGGGGCACCGAAACCAGCGGUUUUCAUCUGGUCGUCACCGCUUUUAAAGAUAAAACGGAACUUGUUUGCCGGGAUUUUCGCUGCGCUCAAAAAGACUUUUGCAUCUCAACUGAUUUGCUUUGUGAUGGUGUCAACCAUUGCGGAGACAAUACGGACGAAACAACCACAUCCCUGUGUGCAGAUAGCGAACAACAUUUCAAAAUAUUGGGAUUGAACUUACCCGUCUUUGGAGCCGUAGCCGGAAGCAUUGGUGUCGUCAUCAUCUGCGCUGUCACGGCCAUCGUUGUCGUCUGCUGUUGUCGCCGAACCAAAACUCCCACACAAUCCAAUACAACUGCUACUGCUCAUUCCAGUGGCAAUAACGGAUUGAGACUAGCUGAUGAUGGAAACAGCAAACCAACAGCAAAUUCGACAGCAAACGACUCGUCGGUUAUUGCAGCCGUCAAAACGUUGCCGACGAGCAGUGGCUACAUGACACUUCCCUUGAAUAAAUCAUCAGUCACCAUGUCGGGAAACCGGCAUCCCCCUGCAAUCGAUCAGGGCCAUUUUCUUCUUCGAGUUACAAUAAUGGGACUGCAGCUGCUCAAAGCAUCGCAUCUUCUCAGCAGCACCUCUCCUAUCAUCACUCGCAGCAGUAUAGCACUUUGCAGAGGCACCACCAUCAAGAAAACAGUUCGACUGCUUCUCAGCAGCAGCAGUUCCAACUUUUGGUGCCUGGCAAUAUGAAAAUGGCCGUCUCGGACAGUGAUGGAGCUUCAAAUAAUAAAGACGAAUGGUUUGUCUAACUUUGAGCUCGUUACCAGUCGACUGCAGGGGGUUUUCGCGUUUUUUGAGACUAAAAAGUGUGAAGAUCCAGGGAUAUACUACAAAAAGGAUAUCUGCAUAAUCAUUACUAUACUUAUUGGAUAUUAUUUUAAAAUCAGACCAUUCUUUUGUGUUUUUCCUUGUGGGCUGUGGCCAACCACCCACACACACAACCAUUACUUGCAUAUCUGUUGAAAGCAGUCUGAUCUAGUAAGCCGUACUUGUAAACCACGCGGGUGAUUCCACCAUGUUUCUUUUGUCGAAGUACUAAAUAACGUAAGAAAACUUUAACAUAUCGAUGAUCCGUUAUAACAAAAUUCAUUUUCCUUUAACUCAUUUUGUUUACCAAAUACAAGAUCCACAACCAA
Molecule: messenger RNA, 1655 nt
Organism: Daphnia magna
Lineage: Eukaryota; Metazoa; Arthropoda; Branchiopoda; Diplostraca; Daphniidae
Gene: loaf
Exons: 8
Coding region: 1-1209 (402 amino acids)
Molecular function (GO): protein binding
Source: RefSeq, a predicted model, not a curated record